This is a messenger RNA of Meloidogyne enterolobii, 1625 nucleotides long. The record is from the annotation of a GenBank genome assembly. Lineage: Eukaryota; Metazoa; Nematoda; Chromadorea; Rhabditida; Meloidogynidae.
AUGUAUAACGAUAAAUGUCAAUCAACAAUUUUAAAACAAAAUAAAUUAAAAACGAAUAUUAACAUUUCCUUUCCCUCAUCUAAUGCUGCAUUAUUCAAUGCUCAUUUUGGUUUACCUUGUCCAGAAAUGGAAACAAUUAAUGGAACUUUAUUAUUUAGAUAUAUGAUGAAUGUUAGUUUUGAAGAUGAAUUUCAACAGGAAAUAUCGUUUGAUGUGAGUGGGGAUCCUCCUGCUUGGUAUGAUAUUCUCAAUUAUGUUGGUUAUGAUGGUUUUCGAAAGGCUGGAGAUUGGAAAAAAGGAGUUGCUGGGACUUUCAAAGAAGAAAUGGGUGCUGGAAUUAAGAGUUCUGUUGCACAUAAAUUAAAAAUGAAAAAUAGAGAAUUAAUGUUUUAUGACAAAACAUCAAAAAUGCCUGAGUCAGUAUGUAGUAAACCUUGUAGGUUUGGACAGAGAAGAAGACAAACAACAGCUUGUUGCUGGAUUUGCGAAUCUUGUGCUGAAGGCGAAAUUGUUAGAAAUAAUUUAUGUCAAAAAUGUCCUUUCGGGGAAUGGCCUGAUUCCGAAAAUAGAACAAUUUGUCUUCGUUUGCAACACGAAUAUCUGGAAAUAACGGCUUCAAUUGCCCCAAUGAUUGCUAUUGCUUUUGCUACUUUAGGAAUUAUUUGUGCAUCCUUAGUUAUUUUAUUGUUUCUCUUACAUAAUUCCACACCUGUUGUUAAAGCAACAACAAGAGAACUUUCUUAUAUAAUUCUUGGAGGAAUUGUUGCUGGGUAUUUAUGUAGUUUUGCAUUAUUAGCUAGGCCAUCAUUUAUUGCCUGUUUCUUUUCUCGAACACUUCCACCUAUAGCUUUUGCUAGUAUUUAUUCAGCACUUUUUACAAAAACAAAUAGAAUUGCAAGAAUUUUGGCUGGAAGUAAAAAAAGAAUUUUAACUAAAAAGCCAAGAUUUUUGAGUACUUUUAGUCAAGUUUUAAUUACUUGGACAUUAGUUGGUAUUCAAUGCAUUAUUGUUGCUAUUGGACUUGUAAAGGAAUUCCCUAAAGCUAGUUUUGAUGAAAAUUUUGCUCCUAGAAGAAUGGUUCUUACUUGUGCAAUUUCCACAAUGGCAUUUAUGGCUCCUUUUGUUUGGAAUUUUAUUCUCGCACUCACUGCCAGCUUCACAUUUUCUCUAUCAGCUUCAAUAGCUUUAUCUUUACUUUUCUUCCCCAAAUGUUUUAUAAUUUUAUUAAGACCAGAAAAAAAUGUUAGAUCAUCAUAUACAACAACAAAACUUAUUCGUUGUCAUUUUGGUAAUGCUCCAAGUACUUUUACUGACAGCAAACAUGGAAUUUCCUUUCUCUCAAAAACGAGAAAUAGUUCACAGUCAUUAUCAAUUGGGGCAGGUUCCUGUCCAACAAGAACAGCUUCUUUACAUGUUGUUAAUCAGAAUAGUAUUAUUAGUGGUGGAGGAGGUGGAGGAGGGGGAGGAAUUUCAAAUUUAUCUGGAAGUUAUUCUAUUGGAAAUCAGGCAACAAAAAUUUUUUAGUUUUAUAAAAAUGGAAUAUAUUUAAUUGAAUCAAAUUAAGUAGGGCUAAUAGUUCUGAAAAAUUCCGCAGAUAUCCAGAACAUAAUCGUAGAACCGAAUCG